Messenger RNA from Bombina bombina (fire-bellied toad), 2215 nucleotides. RefSeq names its product U2 small nuclear RNA auxiliary factor 2 (gene U2AF2). The transcript has 12 exons. Gene Ontology annotation, biological process: female sex differentiation; mRNA processing. Gene Ontology annotation, molecular function: pre-mRNA 3'-splice site binding; poly-pyrimidine tract binding. Gene Ontology annotation, cellular component: U2AF complex; U2-type prespliceosome; commitment complex. The record is from RefSeq and is a predicted model, not a curated record. The coding region runs from base 329 to 1810 and encodes 493 amino acids. NCBI's taxonomy places the organism in Eukaryota, Metazoa, Chordata, Amphibia, Anura, Bombinatoridae.
CUGUUCAGCCAGAUCGUUCCGAGUUCAUUAUUGAUUGGCUGAAUUAUUUAGCAACUCCUCGAUCUAAUUAGUGGAACAUAGUUGUCAAAAAGUCUUUCUGCCUUCCAUUUAUUCUAGAAUCGCUAUUUCCGAGCGGAAGCCGAAGUGCCUAUCCCCGUAGCCGAAAAGAACCGAAGUGAUUCUCUAAACUCCGCCUUCCAUUUCCGGAAAGAGACGAAGCUCUUGGCUAAUAGCCUGACUGCCAGCAGCCUCUCCUUCCUCCCAAAGAGAACAAGAGCACGAGAAGGGAGUGCGAGCUGGCGCCGCCAUCACUCUAAACGCUGCCAGCAUGUCGGAUUUCGACGAGUUUGAGCGGCAGCUGAACGAAAACAAACAAGAGCGUGAUAAAGAGAAUCGCCACAGAAAACGCAGUCAUAGUCGCUCUAGAAGUCGUGAGCGAAAACGUCGAAGCCGCAGUAGAGAUAGGAGAGCAAGAGAACAACGCAGUGGCUCUAGGGACAGGAGGCGGCGCAGUACUGUAGGGUCAUCUCACCCUACCCCUCCGCUGCAGGACCGCCUCCCAGUUUCUCUCGCACCAGCAGAUGAUCGUUACAGAAGCCGCUCCCCAAGACAUGAGAAGAAAAAGAAGAUUCGCAAAUACUGGGAUGUCCCCCCUCCUGGUUUUGAGCAUAUCACACCAAUACAGUAUAAAGCCAUGCAAGCUGCAGGGCAGAUUCCUGCUACAGCUCUCCUUCCAACGAUGACACCGGAUGGAUUGGCUGUAACUCCCACCCCCGUACCUGUUGUUGGCAGUCAGAUGACCAGACAAGCCCGUCGUCUUUAUGUUGGAAAUAUUCCUUUUGGCAUCACUGAGGAAGCAAUGAUGGACUUUUUUAAUGCCCAAAUGCGCCUUGGUGGUUUGACCCAAGCACCAGGCAACCCGGUGUUGGCUGUGCAAAUUAAUCAAGACAAGAACUUUGCUUUCCUUGAGUUUCGCUCUGUUGAUGAGACAACACAGGCAAUGGCCUUUGAUGGCAUAAUUUUUCAGGGCCAGUCACUUAAAAUUCGUCGUCCUCAUGAUUAUCAGCCCUUGCCUGGCAUGUCUGAAAACCCGUCCGUGUAUGUCCCAGGGGUGGUAUCCACUGUUGUCCCAGACUCUGCACACAAGCUUUUCAUUGGAGGUUUACCCAACUAUCUGAAUGAUGACCAGGUAACCAUGGCGUCAUUAAGCCUAUGGGUUAAAGAAUUACUUACAUCUUUUGGCCCAUUAAAGGCCUUUAAUUUGGUAAAAGACAGCGCCACAGGCCUUUCAAAGGGAUAUGCCUUCUGUGAAUAUGUGGAUAUAAAUGUCACAGAUCAGGCCAUUGCAGGUCUAAAUGGGAUGCAAUUAGGGGACAAGAAGCUGUUGGUACAGAGGGCAAGUGUUGGAGCCAAGAAUGCAACUCUGAGCACAAUAAAUCAGACCCCUGUUACUCUUCAGGUUCCUGGUCUAAUGAGCUCCCAGGUGCAAAUGGGAGGUCAUCCAACAGAGGUGUUGUGCCUGAUGAAUAUGGUCUUACCAGAAGAGUUAUUGGAUGAUGAUGAAUAUGAGGAAAUUGUUGAGGAUGUGAGAGAUGAAUGUAGCAAAUAUGGCAUUGUGAAAUCCAUUGAAAUACCCCGGCCUGUUGAUGGUGUUGAGGUUCCAGGAUGUGGCAAGAUCUUUGUGGAAUUCACAUCUGUCUUUGACUGCCAGAAAGCCAUGCAAGGACUCACAGGACGCAAGUUUGCUAAUAGAGUGGUGGUUACAAAAUACUGUGACCCAGAUGGAUACCACCGUCGUGAUUUCUGGUAGAUGUAGCUACCCAGCUUGAUGGUUGAAAAGAAAAAGCUUCGGCUCUGGAGAGCGGGGGGGAGAUCAGAUGGACCCUUAAAUUUUUUUUUAUAUAUAUAUAUAUAUAGUUUGUUUUUUUUUCGUUACUUUUUUCUCUCCCUGCAAGAAUGUUUGUUUAUUUUAUGGCCAAACUUUUUUUUUUUUCCUCUCCUGAACUUUGGGCACCUCACUCCCUUUUAAGGAAAAAAAAUCUACUUAAUCCUGGUCCGUUAUGCAACAAUGCAAAUAACCCCUGGAAAUCCUUUUCUUUCCCUUUGAAGGACCAUGAAAUCUCAGUGGUGGUUAUACUGUAGUAAAAUGUCUUUCUUUCUGUGGCAGUUUCAUAUUUGAAAACAUUUGCUGAUUAAAACAUUUUGUUGUAUUUUA